This is a messenger RNA of Tarenaya hassleriana, 1721 nucleotides long. RefSeq names its product putative transporter arsB. NCBI's taxonomy places the organism in Eukaryota, Viridiplantae, Streptophyta, Magnoliopsida, Brassicales, Cleomaceae. Bases 11 to 1537 code for a protein of 508 amino acids. The transcript has 3 exons. Gene Ontology annotation, biological process: transmembrane transport. The record is from RefSeq and is a predicted model, not a curated record. Gene Ontology annotation, cellular component: membrane.
ACCUCCGAAAAUGGCGAUGGCUCCCACUGUGAAGCUGGUUUUAGGCUCUUUCGUCUUUGCGGUUUUCUGGGUCUUAGCCGUUUUUCCGUCUGUCCCAUUUCUACCGAUCGGUAGAACCGCAGGUUCCCUUCUUGGUGCAGUUCUGAUGGUGAUAUUCCAAGUCAUAAGUCCAGAACAAGCUUACUCCGCCAUCGAUCUCCCGAUUCUUGGACUUCUAUUCGGAACAAUGGUCGUUAGUACGUACCUCGAAAGAGCUGAUAUGUUCAAGUACUUGGGGAAGUUGCUUUCAUGGAAGAGCAGAGGAUCCAAGGACUUGCUCUGCCGAAUCUGUCUGAUCUCUGCGAUCUCGAGCGCCCUUUUCACCAAUGACACUUCUUGUGUGGUGUUGACUGAGUUCGUACUGAAGAUCGCGAGGCAAAAGAAUCUGCCGCCUCAUCCGUUUCUACUGGCUCUUGCCUCGAGUGCGAAUAUCGGUUCUGCAGCUACUCCGAUUGGGAACCCUCAGAAUCUUGUCAUUGCCGUGCAGAGCAAGAUAUCUUUCUGGGAUUUUCUCCUUGGGAUUUUGCCUGCAACGUUAGCUGGUAUCUGCGUAAAUGCUUUGAUUCUUCUCGGUAUGUAUUGGAAGUUGUUGUCAGAUCAUAAGGACGAAGAGGAAGCUUGUCCUGAAGCCGUGGCCGAGGAGGAAGUCGUGUCCCAUCAGUUUUCGCCAGCUACAUUACCACAUCUUAACUCGUUCGACUCUGAAGAGAUGAAUCUAAGAAACAGAACGGCUAGGGUUUCGGGCGAGAGCGAAACAAACCGUCCUUCAAAUGCGUCGAGAGAGACAGUGAACGAAGCUUCUGAGAGAGGGGAUCGCAUUAACUCGGCAUCAUCAAGGAGUGUUUCAUCAGUGGAAUUGAGUUCCGGUGAUUGCCAUGGAGUAUACACUACCAAAUGGAGCAGAAAACUAUGGAAGUGUUGCGUUUAUCUGGUCACCAUUGGAAUGCUCAUAGCUCUGCUGAUGGGUCUGAACAUGUCCUGGACCGCCGUCACAGCUGCUCUCGCCCUCGUGGUUCUCGAUUUCCAAGACGCCAGGCCUUCCCUAGAGAAGGUGUCGUAUUCGCUGCUGAUAUUCUUCUGCGGAAUGUUCAUAACGGUGGAAGGAUUCAACAAGACAGGGAUCCCGACGGCGCUGUGGGAUCUGAUGGAACCGUUGGCGAAGAUAGACAGUGUAAGCGGGACAGUGGUUCUUGCUGUCGUGAUCCUUGUCCUCUCCAAUGUCGCCUCCAACGUACCCACAGUGCUGUUGCUGGGAGGAAGAGUGGCUGCCUCGGCAGGGGCAGAAGACGUGAAGAGGGCGUGGCUAAUAGUGGCGUGGGUGAGCACGGUGGCCGGGAACCUCUCCCUGCUGGGCUCGGCGGCCAACCUCAUAGUGUGCGAGCAGGCAGGACGGGCCCCUCACCUCCUCGGCUACACCCUCACCUUCUGGAAACAUCUCAUGUUCGGCCUCCCUUCCACUCUCCUCGUCACCUCCCUCGGUCUCCUCCUCAUCCGCUGACAUCGACCCCGGCCCCUUCUCCUUUGGUUUGGCUCGGGGUCACGAGAAGCAAAUCGUUGCGAUUGCGGUUCCCUUUGAAUAUUUCGUAUUAUGUCUGAAAUUGUACCAAUUCGAUUGUAUAUAUACUGAACCGAUUCGAAAUAAAUAACACGUAAUCAAUCGCUAAACGAAAAUCCAAUAUAAA